Chinchilla lanigera (long-tailed chinchilla) is the source of this 1994-nucleotide messenger RNA. RefSeq names its product WD repeat domain 61 (gene Skic8). NCBI's taxonomy places the organism in Eukaryota, Metazoa, Chordata, Mammalia, Rodentia, Chinchillidae. Bases 884 to 1801 code for a protein of 305 amino acids. Gene Ontology annotation, cellular component: Cdc73/Paf1 complex. The transcript is spliced from 11 exons. The record is from RefSeq and is a predicted model, not a curated record. Gene Ontology annotation, molecular function: protein binding.
AUUCCUGGUUCUGGAAAAAAAACAAAAAAAAAAACAAAACAAACAAACAAAAGAAAAUAUCCAGCAAAAGGGUGUACACCCUUUUCAAGUCUGCUAGAGGGGUCUUUGCACAAACAAUAUUAAGAACAUAGCCAAGUGUGGUAUUGGGUGCCUAUAAUCCCAGCACUCUGAGAGGCCAAGGCAGAAGUGUAUCAAGUUUGAGCCCAGCCUAGGCAAUUUAGCAAAACCCUGUCUCAAAAUUUUAAAAGGGGUAGGGGUGGGGUGCUGGGCAUAUAGCUUGGCGCAAAGGCCCUGGGUUCAACCCAGUUUCCAUCACACACACACACACACACACACACACAGAACCCUUAGUGUAGCUGGAGAAAUUAAAUCUAUUCUUUAAGUUAGGUUUAUGUUUAAGUUGGGUUCUUUUAAUAUGUUUUGGAAGUCUUAUCUCCCCUCAGCCCUUUAUGUGUAGGUCCUCAAAGCAUUUUUGGUUAAGACUUCUACAUAGGGGCUGGGGAUUUAGCUCAGCGGCACAGUGCCUGCCUGGCAAGCGGAAGGUCGUGAGUUCAAUUCCCGGUACCGGAAAAAAAAACCCAAAAAAAGGACUUCUACAUGGACUAGCAGCAAGGGACAGAGCCUGGCAAGAGUUGGGGAGAAGAAUCCACCUGAUGGGGGCAGUGUUGAGUCUCUGGGAGAAAGAAGACCACACGGCUUGGCAGAUCCUGUGAAAGGAUCCCAGGGACUGAUAGUUGUCAGAGCAGCUCCUUAGCAAAGGCUCAUCUUGUCUCAGUGAAGAGGACUUCCUGUAGCCCCCUCUGCCCUGACAACACCUUAUUGAAACUCUGGUGUUGUUUCCACAGAGCUGUCUGGCUUUUAGCCCUUCGCCUUGGUUGAGGACAUGACCAACCAGUACAGUAUUCUCUUCAAACAAGAGCAAGCCCAUGAUGAUGCUAUUUGGUCUGUUGCCUGGGGGACAAACAAGAAGGAAAACUCUGAAACGGUGGUCACAGGAUCCCUGGACGACCUAGUGAAGGUCUGGAAAUGGUGUGAUGAGAGGCUGGACCUGCAGUGGAGCCUGGAGGGACAUCAGCUGGGGGUGGUGUCUGUGGACAUCAGCCACACUCUGCCUAUUGCUGCGUCCAGCUCUCUGGAUGCCCACAUUCGUCUCUGGGACUUGGAAAAUGGCAAACAAAUAAAGUCUAUAGAUGCAGGACCUGUGGAUGCCUGGACUUUGGCCUUUUCUCCGGAUUCCCAGUAUCUGGCCACAGGAACUCACGUGGGGAAAGUGAACAUUUUUGGAGUGGAAAGUGGGAAAAAAGAAUAUUCUUUGGACACAAGAGGAAAGUUCAUUCUCAGUAUUGCCUAUAGUCCUGACGGGAAGUACCUGGCCAGUGGGGCCAUAGAUGGAAUCAUCAAUAUUUUUGAUAUUGCAACAGGGAAACUUCUGCAUACGCUGGAAGGCCAUGCCAUGCCCAUCCGCUCCUUGACCUUUUCUCCGGACUCUCAGCUCCUUGUCACUGCAUCCGAUGAUGGCUACAUCAAGAUCUAUGAUGUACAGCAUGCCAACCUGGCCGGCACGCUGAGCGGCCAUGCCUCCUGGGUGCUGAACGUGGCCUUCUGUCCUGAUGACACUCACUUCGUCUCCAGUUCAUCUGACAAAAGUGUGAAAGUGUGGGAUGUUGGCACAAGGACUUGUGUUCACACCUUCUUUGAUCACCAGGAUCAGGUCUGGGGAGUAAAAUACAAUGGAAAUGGCUCAAAAAUCGUGUCUGUUGGAGAUGACCAGGAAAUUCACAUCUAUGAUUGUCCAAUUUAGACAUCAGCAUCUACAAGGCUAACGCUGUGGAAAAGAUGUGCAGAUUGUUGGGACAUUCCUUUUAUGUGCAUUUAAAUUAAGAAACUGAGCACAUAUUGUAGCAGAGACUCAUUUUGUAGACACAGUAUCAACAUUUUCCUGUUUUAAUGGAAAUGCUGUUCAUACUUUAAUAAAGAACUCUUGACGCAACGCC